AUGCCGUCCUACGAUCCCUCUUACCUGUAUACACGCCUCUUGGAUGCCAUCCCGUCUGCCCUUCCCUGGGCUGGGGGAGACCCAAAUGUGAAGGGUGAUCCCCGCAAAUCAGUCAAAUGGAUCGAUGGCCUAAGAGGUAUUGCUUCGUUUCUUGUCGUGCUCACUCACCUAGCCAGGGGCUGGGACUAUGAUCUCUUUUCCCCGCGAGACCAACCCGAUGUGCCCCCGCGAAUCCUGCAGUGGCCAGUACUGCGCAUCCCGUGGCAAGGGCGUAUCGGUGUUACCAUCUUUGCCUUUCUUACGGGCUAUGUCUGUGCCAUCAAGCCCAUUAAGCUGUCCCGGAAUGGUGACAAGCUGGGUGCCUUUACCGCCGUCGCCAAGAGCGCUUUCCGUCGUCCUCCCCGUCUGAUUCUUCCCGCCACCUUCGCCAUGGUGAUUUCCUGGGUCGUUGCACAGCUUGGGGGCUUCAUUGAGGCCAACCGCUCGGAUUGCUGGUGGUGUCGGUAUGCAGCCCCAGACCUGGAGGACUCCUUUUUUAAGGAGGUCAUUCGGCUGUUCACGAACUUCCUAAGCACCUGGACUACUGGUUACAUGGCCUACGACGAUCACCAAUGGGCGCUGCUCCCCCUGCUUUUGGGCUCCAUGCUCGUCUACAUUCUGCUGGUUGCCACCAUGUUCUUAAAGUUCCGCUGGCGCAUGCUCGUUUACAUGAUCAUGCUUCUCUACUUCCACCAGGACGGCGGACCGACGACUGAAACUUUCCAGACGCAGUGUGUCUACGGCAUGAUGUUAAGUGACCUCGCCUACGAGUCCUCUUUCAAAGAACUUGUCGAAAAGCAUAGCUGGGCUCGAAAAGCAGUCUCUGCUCCCUUGGCCAUUAUGGGUCUCUUCAUCGCAAGCUAUCCCGGAGAACAUCCCCAAUGGAGUACUUGGUCUGAGUACAUGCGUAUCGCUGCAACCUACAUCUUCCCCCCUGGUGUCAAUGUUGGAAGACGGUACAGUGCCAUUGGAAUGGACAUGAUUAUCUUCGCCAUCUACAUCUCUCCCUCGACUAAGGAGUUCCUCGCGAACCGAAUGCUACUCUGGUUUGGAAAGCAGAGUUUUGCCGUCUACCUGGUCCACGGCACACUUCUCCGUGUGGUGUUGGUCUGGAUGCUGUAUGGAAUCAGCGGACAGCCUUGGGAUACGUCCAUCGUCGAUGCCGAGGGUAAUCCCAUCCCGCCGUAUAUUCCUAUUCGGCCCGGGUGGGUUCAGGCCAUCUGCUUCCCCCUGUGGAUUAUCCUUGUCUAUAUAUGCGCGUCACUGUGGACACGAUAUGUCGAUCCCUUCUGUGCACGACUGACUCAAAAACUGGAGAACCUGAUGUUUGAGGAGUCUGAGAAACCUCAACCUGCGUUACCGCUAACUUCGAUUCCGAUGCCUACGACUUAA
Molecule: messenger RNA, 1431 nt
Organism: Monascus purpureus
Lineage: Eukaryota; Fungi; Ascomycota; Eurotiomycetes; Eurotiales; Aspergillaceae
Source: the annotation of a GenBank genome assembly